UCACGGUGACGUCAUCAGUCAGCCGGUGGAGCCGAGCUGUUGCACCACACUUCGUCAGAAGGAGCCAACAGCAACAACAACAACAGCAGCAGCUGGUGGUGGUUGUUGUUGUGGUGGUUGUUGUGGUGCUGGUGGUGGUGGGGCGUUCGAGGUGAGGCUGAUGGUCUAUCGGACCGAAGAGGUUCGGAGGAAAAGAACGAUGACCACCUCCUACCUGCCCGAGCGCAACCACUACCAGACGAUCAGCAUGCUGGGGAACGGAUUUGAGGAGUUGAUGUCCGUUCGCCUGGCGCGACACGUGCCUUCGGGGAGCUACGUCGCCGUGCGCCAUAUCAACCUGGAGGGCUGCUCCCAUGAGCUCUUCUCGCUGCUGCAGGAUGAGCUUCAUAUCGCCAAGCUUUUCCACCACUCAAACAUCCUGCCUUACUGGGCAUCCUUUGUGGUGGACAAUGAACUCUGGAUCAUCACUCCGUUCAUGGCUUAUGGCUCGGCGAAGGACCUCAUCUCGGCGCACUUCACGGACGGCCUGCCGGAGCCGGCCAUCGCCCUGGUCCUGUACGAGGUUCUGCGAGGGCUGGAGUACGUCCACAGGAUGGGCUUCGUGCACAGGAGCGUGAAGGCGAGCCACGUGCUGGUGUCGGCGGACGGCCGCGUGUGCCUCACGGGGCUGCGCAGCGCGCUCAGCAUGAUCCUGGACGGGCACCGGCUGCGAGCGGUGCACACCUUCCCGCGCCACAGCGUGGGCACCCUGCCCUGGCUCAGCCCGGAGCUGCUGCAGCAGAACCUGGAAGGGUACGACACGAAGUCGGACAUCUACAGCCUGGGCAUCAUGGCCUGUGAACUUGCCAAUGCCCACGUGCCCUUUAAAGACAUGCCCACCACACAGAUGUUGCUGGAAAAGUUGAACGGCACCGUGCCGUGCCUGCUGGACACGCACACCAUUCCCGCGGAGGAUCUCAAUUUGCAAAACGCCCGCGCGUCUCACGGAGUGGAAGGAGGGGCGGGAGGCGGUGGGGCGGCGGGCUGGCCGGCGGCGUCUUCCCCCGACCAGUUCUCCCAUCCGUACAACCGCACCUUCUCCGCGCCCUUCCACAACUUCACCGAGAUCUGCCUGCAGCGAGACCCCGACAGACGGCCGUCGGCGACAGCCUUGAUGAACCACGUGUUCUUCAAGCAGGUGCGCAAGCGGCAGUGCGACGCCCUUCCCGAGCUGCUGAGGCCCGUGGCGCCGCUCACGGAGCAGGAGGCGGCGACGCGCGCCCACCCGGACAACGGCCUCGACGGCGUCGUGCGUGGCCUGCAGCGCAUGCAGGCCGCCGACGACUGGGACUUCUGAUGGCGCCGCCUGGAAUCGCCCCAGACGGAUCGCUGGACAACUUCGGCCUCAGUUCGCCUUCCGUGGAGCCCCGGAGAGGCGGCAGCGGCACGGGCUACGAUGACCUCUCGCAAGCUCACCGUGGUGCGGAGCUGAGCAAAAUAAUUUCCUCCGCGUAUGAUCCUCCACUUUCAGUUUUCAACGUUUAAAAGUUUGUUUAACCCGGUUGAGAACUCCGAAAAGAGAGAGGGUCAGGGUGAGCGUCAUUUGCAGGAGUGACCUGGGACAUCCGUCUGCCUGUGGGGGCCGUGAUUGCCGCUGAGUGUACAAUCUCGAUUGGGUAACUUUUGCGCCGUGCUUUUCGACUUUUGGGAAAUUUCCAAAUUCGAUUCGACCGUGACGUCGGCACACGACGGUCCACGUCCGCAGUGAGCGAAGCGGGACCGGCGCGUGGCAGUAUUAUUACUACGACUAACCAGGGCGGACGCCGAAGUUUUAUGACGGGUGCAACGCGUAACGAAAAUUUGCCGGGCCGGCGUUUGGCGCACGUGGGCUGCCUUGUAACCCAGCGCUGCGGAGGUAGCGCCGAGGGUUGGUGGGUCACGCACGGAUCGUGUGAAACUCCCUUCCCGGGGAGGAGCCGUAACCCGGGCUCGCCAGGAGAAGGCGGUACAACGACAAUGCGGACUCCACAUCUGUUCCGUCUCUCAACGCCAGUAGUUCUCAAACUUUACUGCAGCCUUGCAACCCCAUUGGUUCUCAAUCGUAAAAAAAAUCACAAUGUUAAUAAAUACAGAGGGUUUGACGAAAUAAAGUAGGUUGUGCCAUACUUUGCCCCAUGCUUAAAUUUGUGUUUUCGAUGAUUUACCUUCUAAAAAAAUAUCUGGCCAUGUCGCGCACCCCCUGAAAGGGCAUCUCGCUCCCCCUGAGGGUGCAGCGUGCACCCCCAGGUUAAGUAGAAGCACUGCUCCAUGCGCUAAGAGUGCUCCCCCGACGAAACGCCUGGGCUUUCUCCGGCAUGCAUCAACAUUAAUUGGCCGAUUACGCCUUGAUAUGUAGAGGACCCCUCCGAGCUCUGGGGACAGUUGUUGGUAACCGCUCACCACGCGGCUGACUUUCCCCGCUCCCAUGUGGCGGAUCGUCGCGCCUCUGAGCCAUUUUCUCUCAUCGAGAGUGAGUUGUUGUUGUUGUUCUUUACAAGUUGAGGUCGUUAUUAUGAUGAUAGUUAUUGUUAAAAUGUUGAGUCGAAAGUGUGCGUCUCCGGGAGACGUGUGCUCUGUGUGUACCGACGACGUUCCUCGACUUGUUUAACGUCUGUCGCCGAAAGUGGCAUUUCUACAGUUUCGUCGGGAAACGUUUUCAUAUUUGCUCAGAAAUUAUAAUUUAACCAAAUUUGCUUGUUUUUUAUUUUGGGGAGAUAAAAAGAAAUAAGAGUGUUUUGGUCAUCCCGGGACCUUUUUUUGCCAGUAUCAAAGUAUGAAAAAUAAUUAUUUUAUUGCCAGAAAAGGUCAAACCUAUUCGUAUUUUUCAUACCUUGAUACUGGCAAAAAAAGGUAUCCCACGAUGUAGCUGCUCACCCCGAGCUAAAAAUACUGUGCUCCGUGUGGCAUUGUACUUGUGCUGUUCCCCUUUUGCCGCUGUCCUCUGGUCUGACACUGCUGGUGAGACGAGGCCACGAAGAAAGCCGCUUCUCUCCGGUGUAGGCCAAUCAGUUUCAAAGACAAUGCGUGUAUCUUUCUAGAUUUGAAGCUUUCGUGACUGCAAGGAUCCAUACUCUUAGGUUUUUUCGGUAAAGUCAAGUAGGUAAAAUAAUAAUAAAAUAAAAUAAUAAAAUAAUAUUAAAUUAAAAUGACUAAAUUAAAUCACGACGUUUCGGAAGCAACACGAGCCUCCGUCAUCAGGUGUAACUGCUCCAGUACAAUUAAAAUUACUGUCGCAUAAUUUUACUGGAGCAGUUACACCUGAUGACGGAGGCUUGUGUUGCUUCCGAAACGUCGUGAUUUAAUUUAGUUAUUUUUAUUUAUUUUAUAAUUUUUACCAACGUGACUUUACCGAAAUAACCUAAGAGUAUAAUGCGUGUAUCGUCAGGGGCAUGUUUGCAUGUACACCACAGGUACCGCGUGGUUAAUGCAGCACUCUAUUCCUUGCAAAAGGUUUCUAUUUGGCGUUCGAACGUCUUAACACAACACCUGUUUCGUUGCCAGAAAGGGUCAAACCCAUUCUUAUUUUCCAGUGCAAACACUUGGGAGGCUCUCCCCGCCCCGCCACUGGGGAGCUGUCCAGUCACUUUGCUGCGCGCUGCGGAUGGAGAAACGCAUUGCGUCAAUAAAGGCGUCGUUUUCGA
This is a messenger RNA of Lethenteron reissneri (Far Eastern brook lamprey), 3659 nucleotides long. RefSeq names its product STE20 related adaptor alpha (gene STRADA). NCBI's taxonomy places the organism in Eukaryota, Metazoa, Chordata, Hyperoartia, Petromyzontiformes, Petromyzontidae. The record is from RefSeq and is a predicted model, not a curated record. Gene Ontology annotation, cellular component: serine/threonine protein kinase complex. Gene Ontology annotation, biological process: protein phosphorylation; activation of protein kinase activity; protein export from nucleus. Gene Ontology annotation, molecular function: protein kinase activity; ATP binding; protein serine/threonine kinase activator activity.